AUGCGUUCGUGGUGGACUUUCCUGAGGCGCCGGAUCGGGAGGGGAUCAAACGAUGGGCGCGCGAGCAGCGGCGGAAGGAGGGGUUGGCUGAACAGAGUACAUUGGUGA
Cyphellophora europaea CBS 101466 is the source of this 108-nucleotide messenger RNA. RefSeq lists its product as uncharacterized. The transcript has a single exon. The coding region runs from base 1 to 108 and encodes 35 amino acids. Lineage: Eukaryota; Fungi; Ascomycota; Eurotiomycetes; Chaetothyriales; Cyphellophoraceae. The record is from RefSeq and is a predicted model, not a curated record.